Molecule: messenger RNA, 2664 nt
Organism: Leptonychotes weddellii (Weddell seal)
Lineage: Eukaryota; Metazoa; Chordata; Mammalia; Carnivora; Phocidae
Source: RefSeq, a predicted model, not a curated record
AAAAUUACCUUUCUUUUAGACUCAUUGUUUGUAAAUAUGCUUCGCCUAAGAGCUAUUUGUCCGUUCUCCUGGAGAGUGUUUCAAUUUCGAACCUGCAGCUGUAAACCACUAAUUAGCCAGAUGAUUACGUGUACAGAUGAAGAGCAAGUAUUUGAUCUUAUUGAAAAAAACAAAGCCAUACUUUCAGAAAAGCAAGUGGAAUGUGCAUUUAAUAUACUUUGGCAGUUUCAAAAGCAGAAGACCAGCUUUUUAAAAAAUGUUGAAUGUAUCAGAGACCAUCCCCAAUUUCUUACUCUUCAUAAUUUAGCUACAAGUCAAAUGGAAUUCACGAAUGAUGAUACCCUGGUGAAUGUCUUGUACAUCACACAACAGUGUGCUACUGAGGCCCAUGACCUGGUUGCAGCGCUAGUUACAGAAGCAUGGAGAAGACUGGAAAGGUUUGAUAUUAAUGUGCUGUCAAAAUUUUCCUCUUGCCUAGCAAAUCAACAUUUAUAUUUCAGUCCAUUAAUGGGAAAAAUAGCUGAUAUUGUACAUAGGAACCUGGAAACCAUAGAGGACUUAAGGUCCCUGUCUGUAUUGAUGGUCAGCAUAUCUUCUUUAAUAUCACAGCGUUUUCAAGAACAAUUAGUGAACAAAACAGAACAUCUUUUUGAUACCAUAGAUUCUUCCCAGGUCAACGUUGCAAGAAGAAUAGUACAAUUUCUUCGAAAUACUAAAUAUAGUUAUUAUCCACUAUUAGAAAGGUGCAAUAAAGUGUUUUUAAGCAAUAUGAACCACCUUGAUUUGGACUCCAUCAGUAAAAUACUUAGUCUAUAUCACUCUCUACAGUUUCAUAGUUUUGAAUUUGUUAAAAUGGCUAAAAAGAGGCUAACUGAAAUGAUUCCUCUGUUUGAUCACCCUGAUGGCUUUGUAAAACUGUUUGUAGCAUUGGGACCUAUUGCAGGACCUGAAGAAAAGAAACAACUUAAAUCAACUCUGUUACUGAUGUCAGAGGAGCUAACCAGACAGCAGGCCCUGGCAGUGAUGAGAGCAAUGGAAGAGAUGGAAAGCAGAAAUUCACAUCUGAUUAAAAAAAUUGCUUCAAUUCUGAAUAAACAUUUGGAUAACUAUAAACCAAUAGAGUUAUUGAGGAUAACUCAAGCAUUGAUUUUUCUACAUUUUCAAAGUAAAGAGCUUUUUGUGAAACUGAGAGAAUUACUGCUUAGAUAUUUGAAAAUUAGUGUUAUACCUAGUGAGAUUUCCAUCCUGGUCUAUGCUCUGUCCAUUCUUCCAUCUCCUCACCUAGAUGAAGUGGGGAUAUCUCGAAUUGAAGCCAUUUUACCGCAGUGUGACCUAAAUGACCUGAAUGGUUUUGCUACAUCUGUUUUAAGAUGGAUUCAUUAUGAUCACAAAUAUCUGGAUAAUACCACUGGGAAACAACUGAAACUGCUUCAAAAACUAGAUCACUAUGGUCUUCAGAGACUACGAAAAUACAACAAUUUGAAUCUUUUAAGGGAAGAACUUAAAUCUUUAAAAGGAGACUGGUUUGCUGAGUCACUUCUUGAAGAAACAGCUGGUACUUUACACCGUUUGAUGGAUGAAAUUAAUUACAAAAAUGUUGCAGAGAUUGCAUCUUUUAUUGCUAGAACUAACUACCUCAGUACUUUGCUACUUGAUAGGAUAGCCUCAGUGGUUGUUCAGCAGAUUGAAAAGAUCCACCCUUUUGUGAUCCUUGGUAUUAUUCUUCCAUUUAGCGUCUUGAACUAUGAUCCACCUCAAAAUGAUGAAUUUUUCAGGAUUUGCAUUCAAUACCUGAAUUCUUACUUAAGUGGAUUGGAUCCUUUCAUGUUAGUGUUUCUUGGUUAUUCUUUGGCCAUACUUGGAUAUUUUCCGGAAGAUCUGCUGAAGGCAAUUUUUAACAUCAAAUUCUUAGCCAAAAUGGAUUCUCAACUUGAAUUUUUAUGUUCAUCUCUAAAUAUGAAGGUCCAGUUUCGUCUUAUGGAAUUAAAUAGAGCAGUCUGCUUGGAGUGCCCUGAGUAUCAGAUUCCGUGGUUUCAUGACCGCUUCUGUCAACAACAGUAUAAUAAAGAUAUUGGCAGCAUGAAUGGAGCGCAACAGCAGAUUUAUAAAAUGUUAGCAGAGGUGCUGGGAGGAACCAAUUGUGUAAAAGCCUCGGUUCUUACGCCUUAUUACCACAGAAUAGGUGAGUCUGUGAAGCAAAUUUUUUUUAUCUUCUGUAGGAUUGCUCUGGAAUUUUUGGAUUCAAGAGCUUUUUGUAGAAACAUCCCUCACUUGAAAGGAAAAUCUGCUAUGAGAAAACGACAGUUGGAAAUUUUGGGCUAUCAUGUAAUUCAGAUCCCGCAUUUUGAAUGGAACUCUAUGGCAUUGUCAACAAAGGAAGCUCGGAUGGACUACCUGAGAGAACGUAUAUUUGGAGAAGGCAAAUCAUGAUUGUAGUUUUUAUUUAAAAUUAGUGACAAUGGUGUGUCACAACUGAACUUAUUUUAAUUAAGUGGCCUGACUCAAUGAAAAAAUAAUAGUACAGAAUUGAUUGAUUUGAAGGUCAGUUGAAUACCUAUUAAAAUAAACAGACAUUUUAAUUUCUCCAGUAUUUCUUUACUAUCUGGUUGGGAAAUUGUAUAAAAUUCUUAAUAUAAAGGACUUGUAGCUUUUAAGAAACUUAAA